Daktulosphaira vitifoliae (grape phylloxera) is the source of this 850-nucleotide messenger RNA. RefSeq lists its product as uncharacterized. The record is from RefSeq and is a predicted model, not a curated record. The coding region runs from base 2 to 502 and encodes 166 amino acids. NCBI's taxonomy places the organism in Eukaryota, Metazoa, Arthropoda, Insecta, Hemiptera, Phylloxeridae. The transcript has 3 exons.
GAUGAAAAAAAAAAGGUUUGAAGUCGAAGUGUACAAAACAGUUUUCAACAAUGCGUUUGGAACAUUAAACGACAGGUAUAUGAACAACCGAUGUAUAAUUCAAGAUGCUUCGUUUUUAGACCCUAGAAUUUAUCAAAUGAAAAAGCCAGAAUUCAUGUUCCCUGAAAAAUCUAUGGCAAAUAUUGCAAAUUUGGCUCGAGUUGACGUUGUGGUGGUGCAACGUCAAUUGAUUGAAUUUGCUCAGAAUUAUGAUGCAAUUACCCAUGUGUGUCUGAUAAGUAAUAGCCAGUAUAGUACAUUCGAAGAUGAAAUUAGUGACAAUGAAGAAGAUUCAGAAAAAGAGCUAAAAUGUGCGGUGAAUAAGUUGAAAUGUAAGUCAUGCAUUUCAUGUGCAUUCGAGUUUUUGUAUUCACUAGUUAUUCACACAACUGAUUAUAACGAGUUAUACACUACUUAUAAGCUGGUAACCACUUUAGCGUUUACACAAGUAACUUGCGAAUAAAGCUUCUCAAUCCUUAAAAAAAUUAAAAAUCGAUUAAGAUCAUCUCUGUCUGACGAAAAAUUAGAAGCAUUUAUGUUAAUGUCGUUUGAACGUGAUAUGGAAGUACCAUAUAACAUUAUUAUCGAUCAAUUGGCUGCCAAUUCAACAGAAAUGAAGAGGCUUCUAAUCGGAUAAGCUGUUAAAAUAGUCAUUUUUUUUUUUUUAAUAGUACUCGGAAGUAAAAAUACUCUUUAAUAGUUAUUAAUUUUAAGUUUUUAUAAAUUGAUAAAAAUAAAAUUUACUUAUAAAGUUAUAAAGUAUUGUGAACACAUUUUAAGUUCAAUAAAUAGAUAUUUACAAAUUUUUAUA